This is a messenger RNA of Tigriopus californicus, 948 nucleotides long. RefSeq lists its product as uncharacterized. The transcript is spliced from 4 exons. The record is from RefSeq and is a predicted model, not a curated record. Bases 122 to 457 code for a protein of 111 amino acids. Lineage: Eukaryota; Metazoa; Arthropoda; Copepoda; Harpacticoida; Harpacticidae.
AGCAAUUUAUUUGGGAGUGUAGUGUGGGCGGCUCCUUCGUUAGUGUUUGUUCCUCUCAACCUUCGCUCCUCGACGAGUUCUCUUUUCCCCUUGUGGAGUGCAAAUUUGAUUGUUCAUCAAGAUGACUUAUUGGGCUGAUAAUAUCAAGUUUAUCAAGGAUAUCCUCGACUCCAAGUACAAGAAGAUUGAGGAUGCCAUCGUCGACAUUGAUGAGCAUUGUGCCCGUUUGGCAGAGGACAAAGACAACAAGAAGGCCCGUGAAGGAUUUCUAGAGUCUGCCCGCAUAUUGGAACUUUUGGACCAAAAGGAGUUGGAGACCUUGGCAGAAACAAUGUUCAAAGACAUGCCCGAGAAGGAACGUGGAGAGGAAGAAGUUCAUCUCAAACAGAUUACAGACAAGUUCAACGUGAACUUGGCCAAGAUCAAGGAGGCCCGAGCCAAGUACGACAUCAAGUAGAGGAGAUCCAUCCAUAGACAGACUCUUCUUGGAUGCCAUAAUUUGCCAAACGAUCUAACUGCCCUGGAACAACGAAUUUAAAAUGUCGGAUUGAAAACAAACCGAAGCGCAAUUUCGCGUGGGAAGCAUGCUACAAUUAUUAUGAAGAAACGUAAACACCACAUUACACCAACACCAAAUGUCUAAGAUGCUCACUUCAGGGCUUAAAAAGGCACUAAACACUAAUCAAGUUAUCCUUGUCUCAUCAUAAGUUCCUAUUUCAAUCCACACUCUUAUAAUACAACUCUGAUCCCUUUUUCUUGCAGUUAACUGAUUGUAAAAUAAAGAGGAGAAAGAGCGAGACAAAAUAAGUCUAACAAUAUAAUGAUAAACUGCUAUUUGUAAGAAAAAAAUUCCACACAUCAACUACAAUUGUUGCAUGCAUGAACCAUUAAGUCAUUUGUACUAUCGAUUUGAGUUUAUAAAAAGACAAUAAACAUGUUCCAAACAUA